GUAAAACUGAAGGCACUAUCUAAAGCUUCAACGAAAGGUGCGUUUGAGAGAAAAUCCGAAAAAGCCCCUAAAAUGUCCCAGAAGCGUUUUCGUCUCCACCUCCUCCCUUUGUCGAAGAAGCAUCGUCAGUUUCCGCUUCCACGUAACGUGGUUACCGUCUGUGACGGAGUUCAACAGCCCUCAGACGCCACCAUAGCCAAUCUGGUCCUCGAAUCAGACCCACUCACUCUCUCCGAGGCCCUAUUCAAGCCCACAAUCCAAUGGGCGCCCGAGCUCGUGAACAAGGUCCUGAAGCGCCUCUGGAACCACGGGCCCAAGGCCCUUCAAUUCUUCAAACACCUGGACCGCCACCCUGCCUACAUCCACUGCGCCUCGUCGUUCGACCACGCCAUCGACAUCGCGGCCCGCAUGCACGACUACAACGCCGCAUGGGCCUUAGUAGGCCGCAUGCGAUCUCUCCGCCGCGGCCCAACUCCCCGUACCUUCGCCAUCCUCGCCGAGCGCUACGCCGCUAACGGAAAACCCCACCGUGCCGUCAGAACCUUCCUCUCCAUGCACGAGCACGGUUGCCGCCAGGACCUGAACUCAUUCAACACCGUCCUCGACAUCCUCUGCAAAUCGAAGCGCGUGGAAAUGGCGCACACCUUGCUCAAAACGUUCCGAUCCAGAUUCAAACUCGAUUGCGUGAGCUACAACAUAAUCGCAAACGGUUAUUGCUUAAUCAAACGCACCCCGAUGGCGUUGAAUGUUCUGAAGGAUAUGGUGCAGCGAGGGAUAAACCCUACGAUGGUCACCUACAACACAUUGCUGAAAGGGUAUUUUCGGAGUAAUCAGAUUAAGGAGGCUUGGGAGUUUUACUUGGAGAUGAAGAAGAGGAAGUGCGAGAUUGAUGUUGUGACUUACACGACUGUGAUUCACGGGUUUGGGGUGGCGGGUGAGGUUAAGAAAUCUCGUAGGGUUUUUGAUGCGAUGGUGAAGGAGGGUGUGGCUCCUAGUGUCGCCACGUGUAAUGCGUUGAUUCAGGUUUUGUGUAAGAAGGAUAGCGUGGAGAAUGCGGUGGUGGUUUUUGAGGAGAUGAUGAGGAAGGGGUUGUGUGUGCCGAAUGUGGUUACUUACAACGUUGUUAUCAGAGGUUUUUGUCAUGUUGGGGACAUGGAGAGGGCAUUAGGGUUUAUGAGAAGAAUGGGGGAACAUGGUUUGAGGUGUUCUGUUCAGACUUAUAAUGUUGUGAUUAGGUACUUUUGUGAUGCUGGGGAGAUUGAGAAGGGUUUGGAGAUGUUUGAGAAGAUGAGGGAUGAGCCUUGCUUGCCCAAUUUGGAUACUUACAAUGUUCUGAUCAGUGCUAUGUUUUUGAGGAAGAAAUCGGAGGAUUUGGUGGUGGCUGGGAAAUUGUUGAUGGAGAUGGUUGAUAGAGGGUUCUUGCCGCGGAAGUUUACUUUCAAUAGGGUGUUGAAUGGACUUGUUAUUACUGGGAAUCAGGAUUUUGCCAAGGAGAUUCUGAGAAUGCAGAGCAGGUGUGGUCGUAUUGUUCGGCGUUUGAAAUUGUGAGAUUUUCAAUAGUUGGAUUUGGAACACAACCCACAUGUUUUUUCAGCAGUUGAAAGUGCAUGUUGCAUGGUAUUGGAGAACAUGUUCCUCCUCAUUCUGUAAUUUGGACGAAGUUUCUGUGAUCUGGGGUGGGAAACUCACUGGUGGAUAAUGAACCCACCAUUGCUGAAAAUCUUGCUUUCAGGGUCUUCUCAUCCAGUUUCAUUGAUUCUUCUAACCUUGGUACAUUUCAAGUUUCAAUGUGACAUGUUGCUGAAAAAGUUUUAUUUUAUGAGCAUUUUUCUCCCAUGUUAUCCCAAGAUCUGCAUAUAUAAUACAAGGCUUUGCUGCAUUGCGUUGAUGCUACAAGAUUGGCUUGACAUUUUCUGGAUGAAGAGGUAAGGAUGAAUUCUGAAUUUGGUCACUCUAACAUGUUGGAAAGGAUGAGCAUAUGGGUCUUGUUGACUCCGACCCGGCCAAAUUUAACGGAAUAGGUCGGCUGGUUCGGCCGGCUUUCAACCCGAGUCUCGGAAACUUGUUUAUGCAUGAACAAUGCUUAACAGGGGCCAAUUUUGUUGCCCGUUUUGGUUCCUUCAAUCAUACCCAGAAUUCACCCAUUGCUUUCAUAAGAGUUCUGCAGAUAAUCUGGUGGCACCAUCCUUCAGAAUAGAGGGAUGAUGUUGGGCAAGAUAAUAAUGGAGCUCUUUAAUCAACGAUUCAUCUUCCUUGCCUCUGAUGUAAAUUCAACUAUUUUUGAAUUAAGAGUUCUUUGUAAUCUCUCUGUAUUAUUUGUUAGGAAGAAGUAAUUGUGUGGAAAUCAAAUUGUGGUAUUUGAUCAAAUCUUCAAGUGGAGGGUGGUGGGUGAUGAUGACGAAACUAUUCAUUAUUUUAAUCACCAACAUUUGUGAACUAAA
This is a messenger RNA of Vigna angularis (adzuki bean), 2441 nucleotides long. Its product is annotated as pentatricopeptide repeat-containing protein At1g74900, mitochondrial. The coding region runs from base 73 to 1548 and encodes 491 amino acids. The transcript has 5 exons. NCBI's taxonomy places the organism in Eukaryota, Viridiplantae, Streptophyta, Magnoliopsida, Fabales, Fabaceae. Gene Ontology annotation, molecular function: protein binding. The record is from RefSeq and is a predicted model, not a curated record.